AUUCCCUCAUGUAUCAUGAAUCCUCGUCAACGCGUGUCCGUAGCAUGUCAAGCCUGUCGAAAGAGACGCGUUAAAUGCGACGGGGUCAAACCAUGUUGUUCGAGAUGCGCCACAUUGAAAGAGCCCUGCGAAUAUCAACAUUCCGAAGAGAAGCGCAAACCACCGAGCAAGCGCUAUAUCCAAUCGUUACUUUCGCGUAUAGAAAGCCUCGAGCGACAAGUAGCAGACUAUGAAGGGCGGAAAGUGCCAUCCCAAAGCUCUAUACCGAUUGAUCAACAGAGCCGUCACUUGAUCAGCGACUCAACUCCCCAAGACUCUGUCCAGGAACUAGUCGAUCUUUGUGGCGGACUAAGCCUGGGAGAGGGGCAAGAACUGCGCUUCUUCGACUCCCGCAGUAACCUGGCUCUAGUCGCCGAGCAACUGGAUGAGAGGUGCCAUGAUCAUCUGCUGAAAUUCUCGGCGAACCGGAGUCAGCGACCAGGAAUUGGCGAGGUCGAAGUGGAUCGCUCAACCCAAGAGGAGUUGUUGAGUGUAUUUUGGAGAUGGCAGAAUUCAUGGCAAUAUCUAGUCCACGAGAGUGCCUGGCGUCGAAGCUAUGAAGCGCGGGAUAAUAAUUACUGCACUCCUGUUCUGCUAUAUGCGAUGCUGGCAGUGGCGGCUCGCUACUCCGAUGAGCCAACUCUUUCACAUGAUUACGGCCCGAGCACUGCGGGUAUCAGUUUCUCUUCAAAGGCAAAGCAACUGAUUUUCGAGGAGAUUGAAGCGCCUCGCCUUUCAACGGUGGUAGCAGCUGCAUUGGUAUCAGUAGCUGAGUUGUCCUUGGAUAUUGAGCCCGCAGGAUGGACAUAUAUCGGAAUCGCUCUGAGGAUGGCCUAUACCUUGGGCCUUCACAUUGACCCUCGUCAAUGGAUCGAAUCUGGUCGCCUGAGCGCUGAAGAUGCGGAAAUUCGCUCAAUCGCUUGGUGGGGCUGUUAUAUGAUCGAGAAAUUUUACAGCAUUGCGCUGGGUCGGCCGAGCGCAUGCAACGAACGGGACAUAUACACUCCUUUGCCCGCCGUAUUGCCUGAGAUCGAGUUCAGAGGCCUCGAAGGAUCGUUGAGAUUACCAUCCGAACUUCAUUUGCCCAUGGGGUACUCCAUAACUAAUUUUCGCUACACGUGCAAGAUGCUUAGACUGGUCACUAGUCCUUUGGAUGAUAUCUACUCACCAGGCCCCGAGACUAAGCCUGAUGACAAGAUAGAAAUCGUUCUAAAGACUUCUGUUGCAUUAUCUGCAUUCUACGACAAAAUCCCAAGUGUGAUUCGGCUGCCCUCCUCUGCCUCAGGUAGCCCAGUGGCUGUACAUAUUUACUAUUUUCAUAUUCAUUAUCAUGGCCUUAAUAUUCUCCUUCAUCGACCAUUCAUCUCGAGACAGGCCAUUUCUCCAACGGUCAGAAAUGAAGCGGGCACGGCUUGCAGGCACCUUGCAGAAUGCACCAGGUCCGCUGAAACACUGACGAUGAUACUGAGAGAUGUCGAAAAACAUUAUUCUCUGAGAACCGCGACUAUGUCAGUUAUACACCCCUGCCUUACAGCAGGCCUAAUUCACCUAUGCAACUGGACUCUGCCCAAUCCCGACGCAAAGUCAAAAGCAAAGAAACACUUUCUUCAUAUUAUAUACAGCCUCAAUCAGCUGAGCACUGCGUGGGUAUGGGCACUUCGAGCGAUCCGAUUACUCAAAUUGGUCGCGCAUCGUUGGGUACCGGAGGAUUAUGCGGGCUUGAUGGCAAAUGAGCUGGCAUACCUCCCGAAAGGGACCAUAGAACAGUCCACAGCACCGCCGUGUAUGCCGGAUACUGUUAGCAAUCAGCACUGGGAUGAUCUAUUAUUACACAAUCCUGACCCAUCAUGGCCUGAGGGUGACUUGUUUCAAUCAGGACUGUCGUUAUUCGGUCUUGACCCGUGGCCAGAGGAUUUUCUGCUUCCAGGGCAGGCGUUGCUGUGACAGUCGACAAAUGACCAUCAACGGUCAUUGACCAUGGCCGAUAUCAUACAAAUGACCAAGCCCUAGUGUCCUCGGGCAGUAAGACAGGCUUGGCAUGAAACCCUAGAAUUCUUGAACAAGUUUGGUAGGGGACAUGCCAUUCUCUAGGCCUAAUAAAAUAGCAGAACACAUAGAAGGAAAAAUGUCUUGCAUAGGCCUUCUACUAUCACCAAUUUCCUUUCCAAAAGACCUCGUGGUUGUUGAUUAAUAGGAGUUGAAAAAAGUGGAUGUUUUUUGAGCGUCGGAGCGAUGUUGUACACCUACUGUACGA
Molecule: messenger RNA, 2293 nt
Organism: Aspergillus glaucus CBS 516.65
Lineage: Eukaryota; Fungi; Ascomycota; Eurotiomycetes; Eurotiales; Aspergillaceae
Product: Zn(II)2Cys6 transcription factor
Exons: 8
Coding region: 16-1983 (655 amino acids)
Biological process (GO): DNA-templated transcription; regulation of DNA-templated transcription
Molecular function (GO): DNA-binding transcription factor activity, RNA polymerase II-specific; DNA binding; zinc ion binding
Source: RefSeq, a predicted model, not a curated record